UAAAUCUAAUCGGCAGUUUCUAAUAAUAUAUUAUCUUUAUGAAAUUAGGCGGUAGGAACAAUUAGGUGAUUAUUGCAUGCACAACUUCAACAUCGAACAUAUCUUGCAGAAACUUUUAAAAUGAGGUUUUCGUUGAUUGCGGCGAUCGCUAUAUCAGUGUCCGUAAUAGAAAUUGUUGCUGGCCAAGUUUGCGUCCCGUCAGGUCCAAGACCCGAUUGUGGAUAUCCUGGAAUCACUCCGAGACAAUGUAUAAAUCAAGGAUGUUGUUGGGAUGAUAGCGUUGACGGCGUACCAUGGUGCUUUCAUAGAACCAUAUCAGCAACAAUACGACCACAAAACCCAGCAGAUUCCGAAGGAUCUAUCGGGGGUUCUUCUAGGGGAAUCCCGGCGGUUAUUCCCCAACCAUUCGUAAAAACGAAUGCAGCUAUUCAAUUUACUGGUUGUUUGUUCCGAUGUACUUCGGUGUCACGUGCGUUCCGAACAUCGUGUGGACCAAUCAACGACGAGAGAUCUUGUGUUAAUGUUGGGUGCUGUUAUGACGUCAACGAUCCGAUGACGUCACGAAAGUGUUACCAUCCUGCAAUUCUAACCGGAAGCUGCCCGCCGACCCAAUGUCAGAUCCCUAGCGCCGUCGUGCGGCGAUGUGGGUUCGGAUUAUCUGAGACAGAAUGCAUGGGCAGAGGAUGUUGUUUUGGAACAAUUGAAAACAGCGGUGUUUGUUAUCAUACGGAAACUCCACCACGACCCCUAUCGGAAAUUCCCGCAACAACAACAACCACAACAGCAGCAGCAACAACAACAACAACGACGUUAAGUUUCUUUGAUCAACUACGACAAGCAGACGCCGACCCCUCAAGGUUUUCACUGGUUGACCUCUUGACCCGUGACGUAUGGCAGUUACAGAAUAUUGCACAAGGAAGAGACCCGGACGCUCCAACCACCACAACAACAACCACCACCCCUGCAACUACAACAACAACAACGACAAUCGCUACAACACCACGUCGUGUUACUGUCGCUACUACUCCAACUGCUCCAACUACACGACGAUCUUGCAACUGGUUAGGACAAUGCCGCACAUUCGUUGUACCGCCACGACAGUGUUACCCAGUUGAUUGUGGGCGACCACGUUUCUACCCUGGAUCGCCCGUAGCAGCCAGUGCAGCUGGAAGCACUGUGAGGAAAAUUGUUGGAGGAACAAGAGCUUACCCAUUCAGUCACCCAUGGAUGGCAAUGCUCUUGAAGAAAGAAGGCAGACGAACCUUCUUAUGCGGGGCGACUGUUAUAUGCGAUAAGUGGCUUGUUACUGCUGCUCACUGUUUGAAUAAACAAAGUCGAUCCAGUAGAACACCAGAUCUUGACGCAGUAUUCUACACCAUCCACGUUGCAAGGUUCAUGGGCUGGAAGCAAACACACGGAACUCAGGUCCAGGAGUUCAAAGGGCGAGCUGACAUCGAUUAUCUUGAGCAACACGAGCGAUUUGUGCCUGGAGUUCAACGUGGAGUCAUCACUUACGAUAUCGCGAUCAUUAAACUGAGGAAACGAAUCAUGUUCAACGAAUACGUUCAACCAGCAUGCUUGCCCAGUAUAAGGGCGAGGGUGGGACAGGUUGUGUGGGCUACAGGUUGGGGAAUUGAUAAAGGUCGCGGAGUUGACUCGAAAAACUUGAAACAACUUGGAGUUCGAGUUUUGAACGAAUCUCGAUGCCAAGAAUUCGUGCCAGAGUUUGUUAACCCCCCUGGUGUGUUGUGCGCUGGUGGCGAAAGAGACCAAGACACAUGCACGGGCGAUUCAGGCGGACCGCUAGUGGGCCCUAGAGUGGUGGGACGAGACAGAAGUGGAAAAUUGAUUCAGAAAUGGCAAUUAUAUGGUUUGACCAGUAUUGGUUCACCAAGCUGUAAUACUUUGUCGUAUGAUCGUCAACCAGCGGUCUACACCGACAUAGCGUUUUACAAGCAAUGGAUCGACGCAAGAACCAACCGCUGUUGUUCUUAGUUUGUUUUAUUUAAAUUAAUUUUGCGAGGCUUUUGGUUGAAGAGACAUUUGUACAAUAGUUGGAUUCUAGAAUAAAACCUAAGUGGUUUUGGGAUUGUAUUUAUUUUGAAACAAUCAAACAAAUGUGACGUAAUAUUGUUGCACAAUUUAAGCUGCCAAACGAGAAUUACAACAUUUUAGAAAUCGUUAUAUUUUGUCUUUUACUUUCAUCCAUAUGUUUUAAUAAACGCCGUUGUACUUAUUAUUAUAAA
Molecule: messenger RNA, 2246 nt
Organism: Ciona intestinalis (vase tunicate)
Lineage: Eukaryota; Metazoa; Chordata; Ascidiacea; Phlebobranchia; Cionidae
Source: RefSeq, a predicted model, not a curated record